Sardina pilchardus (European sardine) is the source of this 13670-nucleotide messenger RNA. It is a transcript of the gene dnah9, whose product is annotated as dynein, axonemal, heavy chain 9. Gene Ontology annotation, biological process: microtubule-based movement. The coding region runs from base 1 to 13296 and encodes 4431 amino acids. The record is from RefSeq and is a predicted model, not a curated record. Lineage: Eukaryota; Metazoa; Chordata; Actinopteri; Clupeiformes; Clupeidae. Gene Ontology annotation, cellular component: dynein complex. Gene Ontology annotation, molecular function: dynein intermediate chain binding; ATP binding; minus-end-directed microtubule motor activity. The transcript is spliced from 68 exons.
AUGGAGGACGACGACGUGCCGGAGGCUGAUAAAAGAUACGAUUUCAUAGAGGACUACGUGUUAAAAACUCUGAAGCUGAAAGGCGAUCGAUGGCAAAAAUGCAUUUCAGUGGAGGAGCAAAAACAAGUAAUACAGGACUUAUUGGACAAAUCGGAAACCAUUACACUUGUCGUUUCCUUGAACGCAGCUGGGCAAUUGGCUCCAAGUUUAAGCUUCCCAGCAACUACUAAAAACAAAGCGGUUUACUUUGUGAAACGGACGAAAAGUGCUCUGACUGUUGACACAAUGAAGAGCAAUUUAUUCUACGGAGACUUGUCUUACGUUCCACUUGAACAAUUCUCUGCGCUGGUCGAAGAAGUUGUUGUCCCUGUGCUGUCCAACAGCAGAAACCACAACCAGUGGCCUCAUGUGGUGUCUCAGGAUAUAAUGCGACACAUCCACUCCCUGAAGAACAAUGUGUUUGUGGUGGCCGGACAGGUGAAAGGGAAAACUCUCCUUCCCUUACCACUGGGGUCUGAGAGAGUGGAGCAGGCAGUUUUAGAACGGGACAAGAGGGGGAGCACAGUGCAUAAGGGCAUCAUCCAUUCCAUAGAGACAGUAGUGAUCGAAUGGAGUCACCAGAUUCGGGAGGUGCUCAAGAGAGACUCCUCUGAGCCCCUAAAGGAGGGCAAAAGCCCUACUCCCUAUGAGGAGAUCCAGUUCUGGAGGAACAGAUACGCUGACCUGGAAUGCAUUCAAAGCCAGUUCAAGUCUUCUAAAGUGGCUAAAAUGGUGGAGCUUCUGGACACAAUGGAGAGCAGCUAUUACCCUGCAUUUAAAAACAUGUUUCAAGAUGUUUCUACAGCCCUGGAAGAGGCUAGAGACAUCAACAUCCACCUGAAGCCUCUUGAGCGACUUUUCGAGGACAUUGGGAAUGUGGAGUUCGGUGAGGUCAAAUGUCAGAUCGCUCCACUGAUGCACAUGGUGUGCCUCGUCUGGGCAAACUCUCAGUACUACAACACACCGGCCAGAGUCAUUGUUCUGCUGCAAGAGACGUGUAACCUUCUCAUCCAGCAGGCCCAGAGCUACUUGAACCCCGAGGACAUUCUGAAAGGAGACGUGGCGGAGAGCCUCCUACGUGCCCAGACCACCCUGGAUAUUCUGCUCCACUAUAAGCAGACGUUCGAGGACUGCAGGGGCAGCCUGAGCCAGUACCAGAGAGGUGGGAAGGAGGUUAAGCCAUGGGACUUCCACCCCAUCAUGGUGUUCGCUGGGAUGGAUCGCUUCAUCGACAGACUGAGGACCAUCGAGAAAUUGUUGCUGACGGCUGUUGAUAUGAUGAAGUUGGAGAAGAUCGAGUUUGGAGGCAUCCGCGGCAAAGCCCUCAGCCAGCAGGUCCAGUGGUUGCAUGAGGAGUUUAUGGAGAGGUUCAAAGUUCUGGUGGAAAAGCCGUACGACAGCCUUGACGUCAACAACCAGGAGUUUGAAACUGAUGUAACCGAAUUCCAGCGCAAGGUUGAAGACACAGAUCGCCGUCUAGGUGCCAUCUUCUCCCAAGCAUUUGAUGAUGCCUCUGGCUUAGAGCAUGCCUUUAAGGUGCUGGAUAUGUUUGGCAGCCUGUUGGAAAGGCCUCUGAUUGCUGCUGAUGCCCACGAAAAGUACCCGCUCCUCAUUCGCAUGUACGACCGCGAGCUCGACUGCUGCAAACUGCUCUUCAGAAAACAGACCCAGAUGGUGGAGAAAAUGGGUUACUGUCCGGUCAGCAAGAACAUGCCAGUGGUGUCCGGAGGACUGCAGUGGGCACGGCAGCUGCAGGAGCGUAUCCAAGUCCCGUUUAAUAACUUCAGAUACAUCACGCACCCAUGUAUGGAGUCAGCCGAAGGACACAGAAUGAUCCAGAAGCACGAUGAACUCCUGCAGCUGCUGAAAAGGUACUGCACGCAGCUGUAUGACCAGUGGACAGAGUCCGUGGGGGAGAAUUCUCAGUACAACCUCAACCAGCCGCUCAUCUGCCGAGACCAGGCCACCAGGCUCAUCAGCGUUAACUUCAACCCUCAGCUGGUGUCCGUCCUGCGAGAGGUGAAGUACCUGGAGGCCCGGCAGGCCGAGGUGAUCCCGGACAUGGCCGCCGACGUCUACUCCGGCAAGGAGCUCUUCUGGCAGUACGUGGCCAACAUGGAGCUGACGGCCGGCUGGUACAACAAGGUGACGCGCUCGGUGCUGGAGGUGGAGUUCCCGCUGAUCCGGAGUCAGCUGCGGGAGAUCGAUGUGCAGCUGAGGGAGGCAGAGGAGUCCAUGAACUGGAACAGCAAGGGCAUCUGGGAGUACAUCCAGAGGGUCCGCGAUGCCGUGCGUGAGCUGGAGAACAGCUUGCAGAGGACCAAAGACCACGUGGAGCAGAUCCAGGGCGUGAUGAAGACCUGGGGGACGCCCAUCUUUGAGAGGAGAGAGGGCAAGAAGGACAGCCUCCUGAACCUGGAGGACCGCGCCGAGCGGCUGGAGAAAUGCUACGCACACAUACGAGACUCGGGGGUCAAAAUCCACGCCCUGGUCCAGAAAAAUCUGGAGCUAUUUAAGGCCGACCCUGUCUCGCCAGAAUGGAGGGCCUAUGUGGACUACAUCGAUGAAAUGGUGAUCGACGGAUUUUUCAACAGUAUCGAAAGCUCCCUCAAGUUCCUCCUGGACAACACUGACCAAAGAGCUGGACUGGCUCCGCUGUUCGAGGCCCAGUUGGACCUCCAGCCGCCCGACAUGGUCUUCCGUCCCUCCCUGGAGUUUGGCGCGGUGGACGGUUUCUACGACCUGGUGGAGGGCCUCAUCAACGACGUGUACCGCAUCGCCUCCCUCGUGCCUCGCCUGGCCGAGCACGGCGUCUUCCCGCAUUACCAGGCGGAUAUGGAGGACAUGGCCGACCUGGCGGACAUGCGUCAGCUCCUCACUGAGCGCGUGCAGGCGGUGGCCGGCCGCUGCUGCGAGCUGCGCGACGCCCACGAGCGCUUCGCCUACCUCUACGUGGACGACCGCCGGGAGUUCCUGCGCCAGUUCCUGCUCUACGGCCACGCGCUCACCGGCGAGGAGAUCGAGGCGCACGCCGAGGACGGCGUGCCCGAGUCGCCGCCCGCGCUGGCCGGCUUCCGCGAGCAGGUGGACGCGUACGAGCGCGUCCACGGCGAGGUGCUGCAGCUGGAGGCCGUGCAUGUGGUCCACGGCUGGAUGCGGCUGGACGCGCGGGCCUUCAAGAGCGCCCUGCUCAACACGGUCAAGAAGUGGAGCCUCAUGUUCAAACAGCACCUCAUUGACCACGUCACAAACAGUCUGUCUGACCUGGAGGACUUCAUUCAAGUCACAAAGGCUGGGCUGGGCACGAGCGUGGCAGAGGGCGACUACGGUGGCCUGGUGGAGGUCAUGGGUCACCUGCUGGCGGUGAAGGAGAGGCAGAGCAGCACGGACGAGAUGUUCGAGCCACUGCAGCACACCAUCGACCUGCUCAAGACCUACGAACAGGAGCUGCCAGAGGUGGUCUACAAGCAGCUUGAGGAGCUGCCGGAGAAGUGGACCAACCUGAAGAAGGAGGCCGUAGUGGUCAAGCAGCACGUGGCUCCCUUGCAGGCCACCGAGGUGGCGUGUCUGCGUCGCAAGUGCACCUCGUUUGAUGUGGAGCAGCACGCCUUCAGAGAGGACUUCCGCAAGAAUGGACCUUUCAGAUUUGACUCGGAGAAUCCGUAUCAGAUGUUGAACACGGCCCACACGCAGAUCCUGGAGAAGGAGACCACCAUGGCUACUCUGGUGGCGUCCGCCGGCCUCUUCGAGGUCAACAUCUCGGACUACAAGCAGCUGCGGCAGUGCCGCCGCGAGGUGGUCCUGCUCAAGGAGCUGUGGGACCUGGCGUCGGUGGUCCAGUCCAGCCUGGACGCCUGGCGGACCACGCGCUGGCGCGACAUCGACGUGGACGCCAUGGACCUGGAGUGCAAGCGGCUGAGCAAGGAGCUGCGGGCGCUGGACAAGGAGGCGCGCGCCUGGGACGCCUUCCUGGGCCUGGACGCCACGCUGAAGAACACGCUGACCUCGCUGCGGGCGGUGGCCGAGCUCCAGAACCCGGCCAUCCGCCCGCGCCACUGGCACCAGCUGACGGCGGCCACCGGCGCCCGCUUCGCCAUGGGCGAGGGCACCACGCUGGCCGACCUGCUGCGGCUGGAGCUGCACCGCGUGGAGGACGAGGUGCGCGGCAUCGUGGACCGCGCCGUCAAGGAGAUGGCCAUGGAGAAGGUGCUGAGCGAGCUGGACGCCACCUGGACGGGCCUGGCGCUGGCCUACGAGGCGCACGGCCGCACGGGCGUGCCGCUGGUGCGCUCGGACGAGGAGCUGAUCGAGACGCUGGAGGACAACCAGGUGCAGCUGCAGAACAUGCUCUCGUCCAAGCACAUCGCCCACUUCCUGGAGGAGGUGUCGUCCUGGCAGCGCCGGCUCUCCACCGCCGACGCGGUCAUCUCCAUCUGGUUCGAGGUGCAGAGGGCCUGGUCACACCUGGAGAGCAUCUUCAUCGGCUCCGAGGACAUCCGCUCGCAGCUGCCCGAGGACUCCGAUCGCUUCGAGGGCAUCGACGCCGAUUUCAAACAACUGGCGUACGAGACUCACAAAACUCCGAAUAUCAUCGAAGCCACCAACAAGCCGGGACUCUACAACAAGCUGGAGGACAUUCAGAGCAGGCUGGCCUUGUGUGAGAAGGCUCUGGCAGAGUACCUGGACACCAAGCGGCUGGCCUUCCCUCGCUUCUACUUCAUCUCGUCCGCUGACCUGCUGGACAUCCUCUCCAACGGCACAGACCCCCACCAGGUCCAAAGGCACCUGUCCAAGCUGUUUGAUAACGUUGCCAAGCUGAAGUUUGACUCGGGCGCCGAGGGGAAGCCCUCCAAGACGGCGCUGGGAAUGUUCAGCAAGGAGGAGGAGUGCGUGCCUUUCAGCCAGCCGUGCGACUGCACCGGCCAGGUGGAGGCGUGGCUGAACCGCGUGCUGGACACCAUGCGCGCCACCGUGCGCCACGAGAUGACGGAGGCGGUGGUGGCCUACGAGGAUAAGCCGAGGGAGCAGUGGCUGUUUGACUACCCCGCUCAGGUGGCGCUCACCUGCACCCAGAUCUGGUGGACCAUGGACGUGGGCAUGGCGUUCGGCCGCCUCGAGGAGGGCUACGAGAACGCCAUGAAGGAGUACUACAAGAAGCAGGUGGGCCAGCUCAACGCCCUCAUCGCUCUCCUCAUCGGUCAGCUGACGCCCGGCGACCGUCAGAAGGUCAUGACCAUCUGCACCAUCGACGUCCACGCCAGGGACGUGGUGGCCAAGAUCAUCGCUCAGAAGGUAGACAACUCCCAGGCCUUUGUGUGGCUGUCCCAGCUGAGGCACCGAUGGGACGACCGGGAGAAGCACUGCUACGCCAACAUCUGCGACGCCCAGUUCCUCUACUCCUACGAGUACCUCGGCAACACGCCUCGUCUGGUCAUCACCCCGCUGACAGACCGAUGCUACAUCACCCUGACCCAGUCUCUCCACCUCACCAUGAGUGGAGCCCCAGCUGGGCCUGCUGGCACUGGCAAGACCGAGACCACCAAGGACCUCGGCCGGGCGCUCGGCAUCAUGGUCUAUGUAUUCAACUGCUCCGAGCAAAUGGACUACAAGGUCAAAAGCAUCCAGGACGCCAUCAGGGACAAGAAGAAGCGCUUCAACUUCAUGGGGGAGGAGGUGAACCUGUUCCCCUCCGUGGGGAUCUUCAUCACCAUGAACCCCGGCUACGCGGGGAGAACCGAGCUGCCCGAGAACCUCAAGGCCCUGUUUCGGCCGUGUGCCAUGGUGGUGCCGGACUUCGAGCUCAUCUGUGAGAUCAUGCUGGUGGCCGAGGGGUUCGUGGAGGCGCGCCUGCUGGCCAGGAAAUUCAUCACGCUGUACCAGCUCUGCAAGGAGCUGCUGUCCAAACAGGACCACUAUGAUUGGGGUCUGAGAGCCAUCAAGUCCGUCCUGGUGGUCGCCGGCUCGCUCAAGCGGGGCGACCCUGGCCGCGCCGAGGACCAGGUGCUCAUGCGGGCGCUGCGAGACUUCAACGUGCCCAAGAUUGUGACGGACGACAUGCCGGUCUUCAUGGGCCUCAUCGUCGACCUGUUCCCAGCGCUCGACGUCCCACGCAAGCGAGACCUGGAUUUUGAGAAGUUUGUGAAGCAGUCUGUGUUGGAUCUCAAGCUGCAGGCUGAGGACAACUUUGUACUGAAGGUGGUGCAGCUCGAGGAGCUUCUGGCGGUGCGCCACUCGGUGUUCGUGGUGGGCAACGCUGGCACGGGCAAGUCGCAGGUGUUGAGGUCCCUGAACAAGACCUACCACAACAUGAAGCGCCGGCCCGUCUGGGCGGACCUCAACCCCAAAGCUGUCACCAACGACGAGCUGUUUGGCAUCAUCAACCCGGCCACUCGGGAAUGGAAGGACGGCCUUUUCUCUAAUAUAAUGCGUGAACUGGCCAAUAUCACCCACAACGGACCGAAGUGGAUUGUGCUGGAUGGAGAUAUCGAUCCGAUGUGGAUUGAGUCUUUGAACACAGUCAUGGAUGAUAACAAGGUCCUGACUCUGGCCAGUAAUGAGCGCAUUCCUCUCAACCCCACCAUGAGACUGGUGUUUGAGAUCAGUCAUCUCCGCACGGCCACCCCCGCCACAGUCUCCCGGGCCGGCAUCUUGUAUAUCAACCCUGCCGAUUUGGGGUGGAAUCCCCCCGUGUCCAGCUGGAUUGACAGUAGAGAAGUCCAAUCAGAGAAGGCCAACUUGACUAUUCUGUUUGAUAAGUACCUUCCUCCGUGCCUGGAGACCCUCAGAUCAAGGUUUAAGAAGAUCAUCCCCAUCCCGGAGCAGAGCUUGGUCCAGAUGCUGUGCUACCUUCUGGAGUGUCUGCUCACCCCAGAGCACACGCCGCCCGAUUGCCCCAAGGAGCUGUACGAACUCUACUUUGCCUUCGCCGCCAUCUGGGCCUUCGGGGGAGCCAUGUUCCAGGACCAGCUGGUGGACUACAGAGUGGAGUUCAGCAAAUGGUGGGUGACUGAAUUCAAGACCAUAAAGUUCCCCUCUCAAGGCACCGUGUUCGACUAUUACAUCGACCCAGACAGCAAGAAAUUUGAGCCAUGGUCCAAAAUGGUUCCCAAGUUUGAGAUGGACCCCGACAUUCCACUGCAGGCCUGCUUGGUGCCCACUUCGGAGACCGUCCGCGUGCGCUACUUCAUGGACCGGCUGCUGGAGAGGCGACGGCCCGUCAUGCUGGUGGGCAACGCGGGCACGGGCAAGUCCGUCCUGGUGGGCGACAAGCUGAGCUCCCUCGACUCGGACAAAUACGUCAUCAAGAACGUGCCCUUCAACUACUACACCACAUCUGCCAUGCUGCAGGCGGUUCUGGAGAAGCCUUUGGAGAAGAAGGCUGGGAGGAACUAUGGCCCCCCCGGCAGCAAGCGGCUUAUCUACUUCAUCGACGACAUGAACAUGCCCGAGGUGGACGCCUACGGAACUGUGCAGCCGCACACUCUCAUCCGCCAGCACAUGGACUACAAUCACUGGUAUGACAGGAGUAAGCUGCAGCUGAAGGAGGUGCACAGCGUCCAGUACAUGGCCUGCAUGAACCCGACAGCUGGCAGCUUUACCAUCAACCCACGCCUGCAGAGGCACUUCUCGGUGUUUGCCCUGUGCUUCCCCGGCGCGGACGCGCUGCACACCAUCUACUGCAGCAUCCUGAGCGCUCACCUGCGCGGGGACGGCUUUGGCCCGGCGCUGCAGAGGGCCGCCCCGCAGGUGGUGCAGCUGGCCCUGGGCCUCCACCAGCGCGUGGCCUCCGCCUUCCUGCCCACCGCCAUCAAGUUCCACUACAUCUUCAACCUGCGCGACCUCUCCAACAUAUUCCAGGGCAUCCUGUUUUGCACCAGCGAGUGCCUGAAGACCCCACAAGACCUGGUGAAGAUUUACCUGCACGAGUCCAACCGGGUCUACCGAGACAAGAUGGUGGAGGACAGGGACUUCGCCGCCUUCGACAAGUUGCAGGCCGACACGGCCCGGAAGUUUUACGAGGACAUGGAGGAGGCUCUGGAGGAGGCCCGGCUGAUGAACAUGUUCUGCCAUUUCGCCUCGGGCGUCGGCGAGCCCAAGUACAUGGCCGUGCAGUCCUGGGGGAGCCUGAACAAAAUCCUGCUGGAGGCCCUGGACGGCUACAACGAAGUCAACGCCGCGCUCAACCUGGUGCUCUUCGAGGACGCAAUGUGCCACAUCUGUCGUAUCAACCGCAUCUUGGAGUCGCCCCGGGGGAACGCGCUGCUGGUCGGGGUGGGCGGCAGCGGCAAGCAGAGCCUGACGCGACUGGCUGCCUUCAUCAGCUCCCUGGAGGUCUUCCAGAUCACACUCAAGAAGGGCUACAGCAUCCCUGACCUCAAGAGUGAUUUGGGGGCGCUCUACGUCAAAGCGGGCGUGAAGAAUGUCGGCAUCGUGUUCCUCAUGACGGAUGCCCAGGUUGCAGAUGAGAAAUUCCUCGUCCUGUUGAAUGACCUGUUGGCAUCGGGUGAGAUCCCUGACCUGUUCCCUGACGACGAGGUGGAGAACAUCGUCAGCAGUGUGCGGAACGAGGUGCGAGGCCAGGGGCUGAUGGACACCAGGGAGAACUGUUGGAAGUUCUUCAUCGACCGCGUCCGCAGACGGCUGAAGGUGGCCCUGUGCUUCUCCCCUGUGGGCAGCACGUUGAGGGUGCGCAGCAGGAAGUUCCCGGCCAUGGUCAACUGCACAGCCAUCGACUGGUUCCACGAGUGGCCACAGGAGGCCCUGGAGUCGGUCAGCCUGCGCUUCCUCCAGGAGGUGGACAACAUCGAGCCGGAAGUGAAGGAAUCCGUGAGCAAGUUCAUGGCUUACGUCCACGUCAGCGUGAACCAGACGUCCAGGACCUACCUGGCCAACGAGCGCCGCUACAACUACACCACGCCCAAGUCCUUCCUGGAGCAGAUCAAGCUCUACCGCAGCCUCCUGGCCCUCAAGAGCAGAGACCUGACCAACAAGAUGGAGCGGCUGGAGAACGGCCUGCAGAAGCUCAACAGCACCUCAGCUCAGGUGGACGACCUGAAGGCCAAGCUGGCGGCCCAGGAGGUGGAGCUGAAGCUGAAGAACGAGGACGCGGACAAGCUCAUCCAGGUGGUGGGCGUGGAGACGGAGAAGGUGACGCGCGAGAAGGCGGUGGCCGACGAGGAGGAGCGCAAGGUGGCCGUCAUCGCCGUGGAGGUGAGCCGCACGCAGCGCGACUGCGAGGAGGACCUGGCCAAGGCCGAGCCCGCCCUGGUGGCCGCCCAGGAGGCCCUCAACACCCUCAACAAGAACAAUCUGACGGAGCUGAAGUCCUUCGGCUCGCCGGUGGUGGCGGUCACCAACGUGACGGCCGCCGUCAUGGUCCUGAUGGCGCCGGGCGGCCGCGUGCCCAAGGACCGGAGCUGGAAGGCCGCCAAGGUGAUGAUGGCCAAGGUGGACGCCUUCCUGGACUCGCUGGUCCACUUCGACAAGGAGAACGUCCACGAGAGCUGCCUGAAGGCCAUCCAGCCGUACCUGCAGGACCCCGAGUUCCGGCCCGAGCUGGUGGCGUCCAAGUCCAACGCGGCCGCCGGCCUCUGCUCGUGGGUCAUCAACAUCGUGCGCUUCUACCAGGUGUACUGCGAGGUGGAGCCCAAGCGGCAGGCGCUGAGCAAGGCCAACGCCGAGCUGGCCACCGCCCAGGAGAAGCUGACCACCAUCAAGGCCAAGAUCAACCACCUUAAUGAGAACUUGGCGAAGCUGACGGCUAAGUUUGAGAAAGCUACGGCAGACAAACUCAAGUGCCAACAGGAGGCCGAGUCCACGGCGCGCACCAUCUCCCUCGCCAACCGCCUGGUGGGAGGGCUGGCCUCGGAGAACGUGCGCUGGGCGGACGCGGUGAGCAGCUUCAGGCUGCAGGGGCGCACGCUGUGCGGCGACGUGCUGCUCAUCACCGCCUUCGUCUCCUACCUGGGCUACUUCACCAAGCGCUACCGCCUGCAGCUGAUGGACCAAGCCUGGAGGCCCUACCUCAGCCAGCUCAAGGUGCCAAUCCCUGUGACCCCUGACCUGGACCCUCUGACGAUGCUGACAGACGACGCCGACAUCGCCACCUGGCAGAACGAGGGCCUGCCGGCGGACCGCAUGUCGACGGAGAACGCCACCAUCCUGACCAGCUGCGAGCGCUGGCCGCUCAUGGUGGACCCGCAGCUCCAGGGCAUCAAGUGGAUCAAGACCAAAUACGGGGAGGACCUGCGCGUCAUCCGCAUCGGACAGAGAGGUUACUUGGACUCCAUCGAGAGGGCGCUGGCUGAAGGUGAGGUAGUUCUGAUUGAGAACCUGGAGGAGGCCGUGGAUCCCGUUCUUGGGCCUCUACUCGGCCGGGAAACAAUCAAAAAGGGCAGGUACAUCAAAAUCGGAGACAAGGAGUGCGAGUACAACCCCAGCUUCCGGCUCAUCCUCCACACCAAGUUGGCCAACCCGCACUACCAGCCGGAGCUGCAGGCCCAGUGCACCCUGGUCAACUUCACCGUCACGCGCGACGGCCUGGAGGACCAGCUGCUGGCCUCCGUGGUCAGCAUGGAGCGGCCGGACCUGGAGGAGUUGAAGUCCAACCUCACGAAGCAGCAGAACGGAUUCAAGAUCACGCUGAAGACGCUGGAGGACAGCCUUCUGUCUCGGCUGUCUUCGGCUUCUGGAAACUUCCUCGGGGAUACGGAGCUGGUGGAAAACCUGGAGAUAACCAAACGGACCGCGGCAGAAAUUGAAGAGAAGGUGAAGGAGGCCAAGGUGACGGAGGUGCAAAUCAAUGAGGCCCGGGAGCACUACAGGCUGGCCGCCGCCAGGGCUUCUCUGCUCUACUUCAUAAUGAACGACCUCAAUAAGAUCCACCCCAUGUACCAGUUCUCUCUCAAGGCCUUCAGCGUGGUGUUCCAGAAGGCCGUACUGAAGGCCACGGCCGACGAGGUGCUGAAGCAGCGGGUCUCCAACCUGAUCGACAGCAUCACCUUCUCCGUGUACCAGUACACCACGCGAGGGCUGUUCGAGUGCGACAAACUCACCUACAUUGCCCAGCUGGUGUUCCAGAUUCUGCUAAUGAAUAAAGAGAUCAAUCCCACCGAGCUGGACUUCUUGUUACGAUACCCUGUGCAGCCCGGGGUGUCUUCCCCUGUUGACUUCUUGUCCAAUCACUCGUGGGGUGGAAUUAAGGCUCUGUGCGCCAUGGAGGAGUUCCGGAACCUGGACCGGGACAUCGAGGGCUCGGCCAAGCGCUGGAAGAAGCUGGUGGAGUCGGAAUGUCCGGAGAAGGAGAAGUUCCCACAGGAGUGGAAGAACAAGACAGCCCUGCAGAGGCUGUGUAUGAUGAGGGCUCUCAGGCCGGACAGGAUGACCUACGCCGUGAGGGACUUUGUGGAGGAGAAGCUGGGCAGCAAGUACGUGGUGGGCCGAUCCUUGGACUUUGCCGUCUCCUUUGAAGAAUCUGGGGCGGCCACUCCUAUGUUCUUCAUCCUCUCUCCUGGCGUGGACCCUCUCAAAGACGUGGAGAAACACGGGCGUAAGCUGGGCUACACCUUCGACAAUAAGAACUUCCACAACGUGUCUCUGGGCCAGGGCCAGGAGGUGGUAGCGGAGCAGGCACUAGACCUCGCUGCUCGUGAGGGACACUGGGUCAUCUUGCAGAACAUCCACCUGGUGGCCAAGUGGCUGGGCACCCUGGAGAAGACGCUGGAGCAGCACGGCGAGAGCAGCCACCCGGAGCUGCGCGUCUUCAUCAGCGCCGAGUCGCCCGCCAGCCCCGCCGGCCACAUCAUCCCGCAGGGCAUCCUGGAGAACUCCAUCAAGAUCACCAACGAGCCGCCCAUGGGCAUGCUCGCCAACCUGCACAAGGCGCUCGACAACUUCAACCAGGACACGCUGGAGAUGUGCGCGCGCGAGAACGAGUUCAAGAGCAUCCUGUUCGCGCUGUGCUACUUCCACGCCGUGGUGGCCGAGCGCCGCAAGUUCGGGCCGCAGGGCUGGAACCGCAGCUACCCCUUCAACACGGGCGACCUGACCAUCUCCGUCAACGUGCUCUACAACUACCUGGAGGCCAACGCCAAGGUGCCCUACGACGACCUGCGCUAUCUGUUCGGGGAGAUCAUGUAUGGGGGCCACAUCACAGACGACUGGGACCGGCGGCUCUGCCGCUCCUAUCUGGAGGAGUUCAUCAAGCCGGAGAUGAUGGAGGGGGAGCACUGCCUGGCCCCGGGCUUCCUGAUCCCCGGGAACAUGGACUAUAACGGCUACCACCAGUACAUCGACGAGGCCCUCCCUGCAGAGUCUCCCUACUUGUACGGCCUCCACCCGAACGCGGAGAUCGGCUACCUGACGCAGACGUCGGAGAAGCUCUUCCGCACCGUGCUGGAGAUGCAGCCGCGCGACGGAGGUGCUGGGGAGGGUGGAGGCUCCACGCGGGAGGAGAAGGUGAGAGCCCUUCUGGACGAGAUCAUGGAGAAGCUUCCGGACGAGUUCAACAUGGCGGAGCUGCUGGCCAAGGCGGAGGAGCGCACGCCGUACGUGGUGGUGGCCCUGCAGGAGUGCGAGCGCAUGAACCUCCUCACGCUGGAGAUGAAGCACUCCCUCAAAGAGCUCGGCCUCGGCCUCAAGGGGGAGCUUACCAUGACGAGCGACAUGGAGAGCCUGCAGAACGCGCUGUACCUGGAUCAGGUGCCCGAGUCGUGGACGCGGCGCGCGUACCCGUCCAACCUGGGCCUGGCGCUGUGGUUCACCGACCUGCUCGGCCGCAUCCGCGAGCUGGAGAGCUGGACGUCGGACUUCCUGCUGCCCUCGGCCGUGUGGCUGGCGGGCUUCUUCAACCCGCAGUCCUUCCUGACGGCCAUCAUGCAGUCCAUGGCGCGGCGCAACGAGUGGCCGCUGGACAAGAUGGGCCUGCAGUGCGACGUGACCAAGAAGAGCCGCGAGGACUUCGCCGCGCCGCCCCGGGAGGGGGCCUACGUCUACGGGCUCUUCAUGGAGGGGGCGCGCUGGGACACGCAGGCUGGCAUAAUGGUGGACGCCCGGCUGAAAGAGCUGACCCCGGCUGUGCCCGUCAUCUUCAUAAAGGCCAUCCCCGUGGACAAGCAGGACACGCGGAACGUCUACCAAUGCCCGGUGUACAAGACCCGACAGCGAGGGCCGACCUACGUGUGGACUUUCAACCUGAAGACCAAAGAGAACCCCUCCAAAUGGACACUGGCUGGAGUGGCGUUACUGUUGCAGAUUUAGUGGUCUAGUCGGACAACUGCAAAAAGAGUACCGCACGCACAUCCAAAAACAUAAAAAAAGAUAAAAAGAUAAAAAAAAAACUGGGUGCUGGGCAGACAAGCAAAUGUUAAGAGAACAAGAAGUCUGCACACCAGAAAAUGCUCCUCAGAUUUUUGAAUGGCAAAUCACCACGUGUAACGUUUCGGGCCCUAGACCUUCAUGAGACACUAAUCGGACAACUGCACACAGCAAUCAUGUUUCACAAAUGAUUUCAAUAAAUGAUUCUGUUACAACUUAUAAAUAGGCUAUGGUAUGGGUGAUUUGGGGUGCAAAAUACUUUUUUUUGCUUCAUACUUUAACACUUUAUUUCACAUUUUAUUUCAAUCAUAAAAAUU